AAGCUGACAGAACAGCACAGUGAGAAAUGGCUACAGAAGACCAUCCAUAGCGUUCUCACUAUAACAAAGCCGCCGAGAGACACCUUGUCAGCAGACCCAAUUACGAGGAACCACCCACAUUCAACCCGCCCCCUAAGUACAGAUGGCUUCUCUCAGUUUAUGCCCUCGAUAUUAUGAACCGGAUGGACCAGAUCAAAGCGUCCAUCACUUCAACUUUUAGAACCAUCCUCAAGAUGGAUUCUACGAAGAAGAUUGUAAAGAAGCUUUCAGGACAUAGCGCAGGAACUGCAGCCUGGUGUACAAAUAUUGGAAAUGAGAAUGGGCAUGUCCUUAUCAGUGUUCUGACAGCAACCGAGGGACAAGGACUUCAGCAGAUGGCCAAUGGGCUAAUGAGGAGGUACUCUGAAGCAAACGAGCCUCCCCCCGAAGUGAUGUAUGUAGACCGUGACUGCUGUGGCCAGAACUACAAGACCAAGGAGAUGUUCUCACUCUGGGAUGAGAUGGUUGUCCGCCUUGACAUCUGGCACUUUAUGAGAAGGAUCUGUAUCUUAGUGAUCCCCGUACAAUGUGCCUAUUGGCACAUACGCAAAGAAGAAGAGGGUAAUUCUUGAACAAUUAUGCGAGGAAAAAGUCAAUGCACUUUCGGAGAUAAAGCUUCAACAGCAAAAUAUCCGCAGACUGAAGGAAAAGGUUGAGAAUGAGGCAAGAGCCAGAGUGCGUGAGGCCGCGGGAGAUGCCAGCAAUACUGAGUGGGUGCUGAGCAAGUGCUCACUCCAGUUUGGCAUCUACCGCGGGAAAACGUUCAUCUGGCUGCUCAGUAAUGACUGGGGCUGGGCAGUCAUGGUGCUGGCCAGCCACAAGACCAAGAGGGCAAUUAAGCAUCCACAAGGGGACAGCCAGUGGG
Molecule: messenger RNA, 904 nt
Organism: Nematostella vectensis (starlet sea anemone)
Lineage: Eukaryota; Metazoa; Cnidaria; Anthozoa; Actiniaria; Edwardsiidae
Exons: 5
Coding region: 174-611 (145 amino acids)
Source: RefSeq, a predicted model, not a curated record